UACGUACUCCGCCGUGCUAGCUUCAGUGGCUACUCUUCUGUGCCCGCUCGCUCGCCUCCUGUUGAUGUUGUUGAUGUUGUUGUUGUUGUUGACGACCUGAGGGACGCUAAACUAACUAGUUAACGUAUCCAGAGAACCGUAAACAUUCUCCGGAGCGCCUGAGUGACCGUGUCGGGCCGUCGCCAUGGCUCUGCAAGGCCCGGAGGAGCUGGGGGAGCAGGUCGAGGAGCCGGAGGAUCUGGACGACCAGGACGCAAGUAGCAUCUCUCCGGCCGAGGAGAUCACGCUGCCCUCCGGGCCUGGAGGCGACGAGGAGCCGGAGGAGGCUCUCCUGCUGCCCUGGGACCGCUUCUCCGCCUGGCUGCACUGCAUCUGUGUGGUCGGCUUCGACCUGGAGCUGGGACAGGCGGUGGAGGUUAUUUAUCCGCAUCAUUCCAAACUGUCAGAGAAAGAGAAAACCAGCAUCUGCUACCUUUCCUUUCCCGACUCUAACUCAGGUGAGUUCCUGUCUCUGCUUCUGUCUGACGUCUCAGAGCACCGCGGAGACUUAAUGAUAUGUUUGCAGAGGGAACAGGGCCAUUACUAUGGUUACGUGUAUUUCCGUCAGGUGCGAGACAAGUCCCUGAAGAGAGGAUACUUCCAGAAGUCUCUGGUCCUGAUCAGUAAGCUGCCCUAUGUGACCUUCUUCCACUCCCUGUUGAAGAUCAUGGCUCCAGAAUACUUUGAGAAACAGGAGCCCUGUCUGGAGGCUGCUUGUAAUGACAUAGACCGCUGGCCGACGCCCCAUCCUGGACGAAUCCUCACGCUGCCUAUUAUGGGCGUGGUCAUUAAGGUUCGCAUCCCAACCUGUUACGACAAACCAGGAACCUCGCAGCUGGUCCAGUCUGCACAGAGUGACAGUCAGGUGUCCAUCGUGCUCCCGACCAUCCAUGAAGUCGACCUCUUCAGGUGUUUCUACCCGGUCUUCUUCCACAUCCAGAUGCUGUGGGAAUUAGUGUUGCUGGGGGAGGCACUUGUCGUCAUGGCACCAUCGCCAGCGGAGUCGUCGGACACCGUGCUGGCAUUGGUCAGUUGUAUCUCUCCUCUGCGUUAUUGCAGCGACUUCCGGCCGUACUUCACCAUCCACGACAGCGAAUUUAAGGAGUACACCACCAGGACGCAGGCUCCGCCGUCAGUCAUUCUGGGUGUGACCAAUCCCUUCUUUGCUAAAACCCUGCAGCACUGGCCGCACAUCAUCCGCAUCGGAGACAUGAAGCAAGCAGGAGAGAUGGCCAAGCAGAUGAAAGUCAAGAAACUGAAAAACCUCAAAACUCUGGAUUCUAAACCUGGUGUGUACACUGCAUAUAAGCCGUAUCUCAACAAGGAUGAAGAAAUCAUCAAACAGCUUCAGAAGGGUGUUCAACAGAAAAGACCUUCUGCAGCCCAAAAUGCAAUUCUUCGACGCUACUUCUUAGAACUGACACAAAGCUUCAUCAUUCCUCUGGAGCGGUACGUUGCCAGUCUGAUGCCUCUGCAGAAGUCCAUCAGUCCCUGGAAGAAUCCUCCUCAACUCCGACCGUUCAUCCAGCAGGACUUCAUGAAGACGCUGGAGAAAGCUGGACCUCAGCUCACGUCCAGACUGAAAGGAGACUGGAUAGGACUGUAUAGGCGGAGAACGGAGCAGCUCCCGUGCGUCGGGACUGUUGCCCAAACUGAGGCUCACAUUGAGCCGUCAUCCUGGCCUUACCAGAGACCUGCAGGGUAUCCUCCACAACCCUCCCCCCUGACCUUUAACCCUAGUCUGCAACCCUGA
Molecule: messenger RNA, 1792 nt
Organism: Morone saxatilis (striped sea-bass)
Lineage: Eukaryota; Metazoa; Chordata; Actinopteri; Moronidae
Gene: dennd6a
Product: DENN/MADD domain containing 6Aa
Exons: 16
Coding region: 185-1792 (535 amino acids)
Cellular component (GO): recycling endosome
Molecular function (GO): guanyl-nucleotide exchange factor activity
Source: RefSeq, a predicted model, not a curated record